GCCAGGACGACUGGAGGUCUUAAUUCUGACAUUUACAGUGGACCUUGCGUUACUGUGUACUUUACUUGUUCGUUUUUGCUGUCAAGAUGUCAGGGCUGUGCAGGGUGCUGAGAGUUGGAGCAAGGGCAGGGCUACGUCUGCAGUCCCAUAGUGCUGCUUCCUCUAAAGCAAAAGCUGGACAAGAAGGACAUGGAUAUAACUUUGAACUGAACGAUCAACAAAAGGAGUUCCAAGCUACAGCUAGAAAAUUUGCCAGAGAGGAAAUUAUUCCUGCUGCACCUCAUUAUGACAAGACUGGAGAGUAUCCUGUUCCUCUCAUAAGAAGAGCAUGGGAGCUCGGCUUGAUGAACACCCAUAUUCCAGAGACCUGUGGUGGGCUUGGGCUUAAAAUUUUUGAUACGUGUCUCAUUACAGAAGAGAUUGCAUAUGGCUGUACUGGUCUUCAGACUGCUAUUGAGGCAAAUUCACUAGGACAAAUGCCUGUUAUUAUUGCUGGCAAUGAACAGCAGCAGAAAAAAUACUUGGGUCGUAUGACAGAAGAGCCUUUGAUAUGUGCAUAUUGUGUAACAGAGCCUAGUGCUGGUUCUGAUGUAGCCUCGAUAAGGACUAGAGCUGAGAAGAAAGGUGAUGAAUAUAUCCUUAAUGGGCAAAAAAUGUGGAUAACAAAUGGCGGAAAAGCUAACUGGUAUUUUGUUUUGGCUCGCUCUGAAGGUGAUCCUGGUGUUCCAGCUAGCAGAGCUUUCACUGGUUUUAUUGUGGAAGCAGAUACUCCAGGGAUACAAAUUGGAAGAAAGGAGAUAAAUAUGGGUCAGAGAUGCUCUGAUACCAGGGGCAUUACAUUUGAAGAUGUGAGAGUGCCAAAGGAAAAUGUUCUUAUUGGUGAAGGAGUCGGAUUCAAAAUUGCUAUGGGAGCUUUUGAUAAAACCAGGCCGCCGGUUGCAGCUGGAGCAGUUGGCUUGGCUCAGAGAGCUCUUGAUGAAGCCACCAAGUAUGCUUUGGAAAGGAAGACCUUUGGAAAGUUUCUUGCUGAGCAUCAGAUUGUAUCCUUUAUGCUAGCAGAAAUGGCUAUGAAGGUAGAAUUAGCAAGAAUGGCAUACCAGCGAGCAGCUUGGGAGGUGGAUCAAGGCCGCAGAAACACCUACUAUGCUUCAAUUGCUAAGGCAUUUGCAGGUGACAUUGCAAACCAGGUGGCUGCUGAUGCAGUACAGAUUUUUGGUGGCAAUGGCUUCAACUGUGAGUACCCUGUGGAAAAGUUGAUGAGAGAUGCUAAAAUCUUCCAGAUAUAUGAAGGCACUGCCCAAAUUCAGAGAGUGAUUAUUGCUCGUGAGCACAUUGGAAAAUACAAGCAGUAAAUGGAAUUGUACAUCUACUAAGUAGAAACAUUUGAAUUAUAGAGUUUAUGAUUUAAAUUAUUUUCCAUUACUGUUUUCUGUAUAUUCACAGGAAAAUUUGGGUGCCUUAAGAAAAGGUUAUCAUAGCUGACAUUAUGAAUGAAAACAUUUUAAUACAUUAACAAAUAUGUAUUGAUUUCGAUGUGUGGUGAUCUUUUUUUUUUUUUUUUUUUUUUUUUUGCAAAUGUUUUAUUACCUCAUUGAUUAUACAACCAUUUUGUAUAAUUUCCUGGCAUGGAAAAUAUGCAUUUAAUAAAGUUAUUUUAUAUCUU
Messenger RNA from Protopterus annectens (West African lungfish), 1663 nucleotides. It is a transcript of the gene ACADM, whose product is annotated as acyl-CoA dehydrogenase medium chain. The record is from RefSeq and is a predicted model, not a curated record. Gene Ontology annotation, molecular function: medium-chain fatty acyl-CoA dehydrogenase activity; flavin adenine dinucleotide binding. Gene Ontology annotation, biological process: medium-chain fatty acid catabolic process; fatty acid beta-oxidation. The coding region runs from base 87 to 1352 and encodes 421 amino acids. Gene Ontology annotation, cellular component: mitochondrion. Lineage: Eukaryota; Metazoa; Chordata; Ceratodontiformes; Protopteridae. The transcript has 12 exons.